GAGGGUUGUCACUAAGAGGAGGAGGCUGCCUUAAUGUGCAAAUUCAGGGGCCAGCCCUCAGCUUUCCCCUGCUAUCUCUGAAGGCCUCGACCUGCUUUUUCUUGAUCACUUCCUGGCCCUGGGAUGGCAGCUACAUGGCAGGGAUGGCUGCUCUGGGCCCUGCUCCUGAAUUCGGCCCAGGGGGAGCUAUACACACCCACUCACCAAGCUGGCGUCUGCACCUUUUAUGAAGAGUGUGGGAAGAACCCAGAGCUCUCUGGAGGCCUCACAUCACUAUCCAAUGUAUCCUGCCUGUCUAAUACCCCGGCCCGCCAUGUCACAGGUGACCAUCUGGCUCUUCUCCAGCGCAUCUGUCCCCGUCUAUACAAUGGCCCCAAUAACACCUUUGCCUGCUGCUCUACCAAGCAGCUGUUGUCAUUAGAAAGUAGCAUGUCUAUCACCAAGGCCCUCCUCACACGCUGCCCAGCCUGCUCUGAGAACUUUGUGAGCUUACACUGCCAUAACACCUGCAGCCCUGACCAGAGCCUCUUCAUCAAUGUCACCCGCGUGGUUGAGCGGGGUGCUGGUCAGCUUCCUGCUGUGGUGGCCUAUGAGGCCUUUUACCAACGCAGCUUUGCAGAGAAGGCCUAUGAGUCCUGUAGCCAGGUGCGCAUCCCUUCAGCUGCCUCACUGGCUGUGGGAACCAUGUGUGGAGUGUACGGCUCUGCCCUUUGCAAUGCUCAGCGCUGGCUUAACUUCCAAGGAGACACAGGGAAUGGCCUGGCUCCACUGGACAUCACCUUCCACCUCUUGGAGCCUGGCCAGCCCGUGGCAGAUGGGAUGCAGCCACUGAAUGGGAAGAUCACACCCUGCAACGAGUCCCAGGGUGACGAUUCGGCAGUCUGCUCCUGCCAGGACUGUGCAGCAUCCUGCCCUGUCAUCCCUCCACCCCAGGCCUUGCGCCCAUCUUUCUACAUGGGUCAAAUGCCGGGCUGGCUGGCUCUCAUCAUCAUCUUUACUUCUGUCUUUGUGGUGCUCUCUGCUGUCCUUGUGCGCCUCCGAGUGGUUUCCAACAGGAACAAGAACAAGACAGCAGGCUCCCAGGAAGCUUCCAAACUCCCUCGUAAGCACAGAUGCUCACCUCAUGCUGUCCUUGGCCGGUUCUUCCAGAGCUGGGGCACGAAGGUGGCCUCAUGGCCACUCACCGUUUUGGCACUGUCCUUCAUAGUUGUGAUAGCCUUGUCAGCAGGCUUGACCUUUAUAGAGCUUACCACAGACCCUGUAGACCUGUGGUCAGCUCCCAAAAGCCAAGCCCGGAAAGAGAAGGCUUUCCAUGAUGAGCAUUUUGGCCCCUUCUUCCGAACCAACCAGAUUUUUGUGACAGCUAAGAACAAGUCCAGCUACAAGUACGACUCCUUACUGCUAGGACCCAAGAACUUCAGUGGGAUCCUGUCCCUGGACUCACUCCUGGAGCUGCUGGAGCUACAGGAAAGGCUUCGCCACCUGCAAGUGUGGUCCCAGGAGGCACACCGCAACAUCUCCCUACAGGACAUCUGCUAUGCCCCCCUCAAACCGUAUAACACCAGCCUCUCUGAUUGCUGUGUCAACAGCCUCCUUCAGUACUUCCAGAAUAACCGCACGCUCCUGUUGCUCACGGCCAACCAGACUCUGAAUGGCCAGACCGCCCUGGUGGACUGGAAGGACCAUUUCCUGUACUGUGCAAAUGCCCCUCUCACAUACAAAGAUGGCACGUCUCUGGCUCUGAGCUGCAUAGCUGACUACGGGGCCCCUAUCUUCCCCUUUCUUGCUGUUGGGGGAUACCAAGGGACGGACUACUCCGAGGCAGAAGCGCUGAUCAUAACCUUCUCUCUCAAUAACUACCCCGCUGACGAUCCCCGCAUGGCCCAGGCCAAGCUCUGGGAGGAGGCUUUCUUGAAGGAAAUGGAAUUGUUCCAGAACAGCACAGCUGACAAGUUCCAGGUUGCAUUCUCAGCUGAGCGCUCGCUGGAGGAUGAGAUCAACCGCACCACCAUCCAGGACCUGCCUGUCUUUGCCGUCAGCUACAUUAUCAUCUUCCUGUACAUCUCCCUGGCCCUGGGCAGCUACUCCAGAUGUAGCCGAGUAGCGGUGGAGUCCAAGGCUACUCUGGGCCUAGGUGGGGUGGCUGUUGUGCUGGGAGCAGUCGUGGCUGCCAUGGGCUUCUACUCCUACGUGGGUGUCCCCUCCUCUCUGGUUAUCAUCCAAGUGGUACCUUUCCUGGUGCUGGCUGUGGGAGCUGACAACAUCUUCAUCUUUGUUCUAGAGUACCAGAGGCUGCCUAGGAUGCCUGGGGAACAGCGAGAGGCUCACAUUGGCCGUACCCUGGGCAGUGUGGCCCCCAGCAUGCUGCUGUGCAGCCUCUCUGAGGCCAUCUGCUUCUUUCUAGGCGCCCUGACCCCCAUGCCAGCAGUGAGGACCUUUGCCUUGACCUCUGGCUCAGCAAUCAUCCUCGACUUCCUACUCCAGAUGACUGCCUUUGUGGCCCUGCUCUCCCUGGAUAGCAAGAGGCAGGAGGCCUCUCGCCCUGACAUCUUAUGCUGCUUUUCAAACCGGAAGCUGCCCCCACCUAAACAAAAUGAAGGCCUCUUACUCCGCUUCUUCCGGAAAAUAUACGCUCCCUUUCUGCUGCACAGAUUCAUCCGCCCUGUUGUGCUGCUGCUGUUUCUGGUCCUGUUUGGAGCAAACCUCUACUUAAUGUGCAACAUCAGCGUGGGGCUGGACCAGGAGCUGGCUCUGCCCAAGGAUUCCUACCUGAUAGACUACUUCCUCUUUCUGAACCGAUACUUUGAAGUGGGGCCUCCAGUGUACUUUGACACCACCUCGGGCUACAACUUCUCCAGUGUGGCAGGCAUGAAUGGCAUCUGCUCUAGUGCAAGCUGUGACAGCUUCUCCCUAACCCAGAAAAUCCAGUAUGCCAGUGAAUUCCCUAACCAGUCUUACAUAGCUAUUGCUGCGUCCUCCUGGGUAGAUGACUUCAUCGACUGGCUGACCCCAUCCUCCUCCUGCUGCCGCCUUUAUGUCAGUGGCCCCCAUAAGGAUGAGUUCUGUCCCUCAACGGAUACUUCCUUCAACUGUUUCAAAACCUGCAUAAACCGCACUCUGGGUCCCGUGAGGCCCACAGUAGAACAGUUUCAUAAGUAUCUGCCCUGGUUCCUGAAUGAUGUGCCUAACAUCAGGUGUCCUAAAGGGGGUCUAGCAGCAUACAGAACCGCUGUGAAUUUGAGCUCAGAUGGCCAGGUUAUAGCUUCCCAGUUCAUGGCCUACCACAAGCCCUUAAGGAACUCACAGGACUUUACAGAAGCUCUCCGGGCGUCCCGGUUGCUAGCAGCCAAUAUCACAGCUGAACUACGGAAGGUGCCUGGGACAGAUCCAAACUUUGAGGUCUUCCCUUACACGAUCUCCAACGUGUUCUACCAGCAAUACCUGACAGUUCUCCCUGAGGGAAUCUUCACUCUUGCUCUCUGCUUUGUGCCCACCUUUGUUGUCUGCUACCUCCUACUGGGUCUGGACAUGCGCUCAGGCAUCCUCAACCUGCUCUCCAUCAUUAUGAUCCUCGUGGACACCAUCGGCCUCAUGGCUGUGUGGGGUAUCAGCUACAAUGCUGUGUCCCUCAUCAACCUUGUCACGGCAGUGGGCAUGUCUGUGGAGUUUGUGUCCCACCUCACCCGGUCCUUUGCUGUAAGCACCAAGCCUACACGGCUGGAAAGGGCCAAAGAUGCUACUAUCUUCAUGGGCAGUGCGGUGUUUGCUGGAGUGGCCAUGACCAACUUCCCAGGCAUCCUCAUCUUGGGCUUUGCUCAGGCCCAGCUUAUACAGAUUUUCUUCUUCCGCCUCAACCUCCUGAUCACCUUGCUGGGUCUGCUGCAUGGCCUGGUCUUCCUGCCCGUUGUCCUCAGCUAUCUGGGGCCAGAUGUUAACCAAGCUCUGGUACUGGAGGAGAAACUAGCCACCAAGACAACAGUGGCCUCAGAGCCUUCUUGCCCACAGUACCCCUUCCCUGCUGAUGCAAACACCAAUGACUAUGUUAACUACGGCUUUAAUCCAGAAUUUACCUCUGGAGCUAAUGCUGAUAGCAGCUCUUUGCCCAAAAGUGACCAAAAGUUCUAAUGGAGUAGGAGUUUGUUCAGGCUCCAUGGUUCUUGCUGAUGAGGGGCAAGAGGGUCUUCCUUCUGGUUGUCCUUGAGGCCUGGGGGAGGUUGUUCCGGAAAAAAAAUGGCUGGCAUUCCUGUCAUGAGGCAACCAGCAGCAUUGGCAGUGGCCACUUUGCUCUCAUAGGUUCCUGAGGCCUUGGUCAGAUGACCUCCUCUGUAGAGAGAAUGUCUUGAAUAUUGUAUGGAUGCAUCACCUGUCAAUUAAAAAGGCUAUGGCCUAUGGCUUAGGCAAGAAAUAGGGUGUGGAACAUUCAGGAGAAGAGAGAAUUCUGGGAUAAAGCCAGGAGAGAGACUCACCUGGGGAAAAUGUGACAAUGGCACCUGAGCACAGGUAAUCAGCCAUGUGGCAGAAUGUAGAUAAACAUAAAUGAGUUAUAUUAAGUUAUAGUUUUAGCUGGAGAAGAGCCUAGCUAUAUGGCCAAGGUAUUUGUAAAUA
Grammomys surdaster is the source of this 4605-nucleotide messenger RNA. RefSeq names its product NPC1 like intracellular cholesterol transporter 1 (gene Npc1l1). The record is from RefSeq and is a predicted model, not a curated record. The transcript is spliced from 19 exons. Gene Ontology annotation, molecular function: lipid carrier activity. Bases 124 to 4125 code for a protein of 1333 amino acids. Gene Ontology annotation, cellular component: membrane. NCBI's taxonomy places the organism in Eukaryota, Metazoa, Chordata, Mammalia, Rodentia, Muridae.